Molecule: messenger RNA, 468 nt
Organism: Mollisia scopiformis
Lineage: Eukaryota; Fungi; Ascomycota; Leotiomycetes; Helotiales; Mollisiaceae
Exons: 4
Coding region: 1-468 (155 amino acids)
Source: RefSeq, a predicted model, not a curated record
AUGUUCGUUAGUCUUGUUCAAAGCUCGACUUUGAUCUUGCUUAUUCAGAGCCAUUAUUCUCAACAUUACUUUCUCGUUCCUUUUCUCCACACCCGUUCUGACUCGCUACAGCUGCAAGAUGCAAUUCGUCAGACUCUCUACUUUGAACCAAUCAUCGAGGUGAGCGUCCCGUUCCUAGGCCGUUACUUCUCGGAUGAUUCCCUAGCUCCCGACAGCGGGCAGGGUUCUCCAGGCCUUCUUCGAGGUCGUGGUCAUCAUGAUGUACGCAUGCGGCGCCAGAACAGCGUCGGUAGCGACAUCCGCGUAUUCGCUGGGACGCGUCUCCGGAGAGAAUUGCCGGUCGUAUGUUUCAAGUCUGCUACUGGGACUGAGUCUGUGGGCGUGGGGCAGAGAUAUAAGGCUGGACUAUCAGAUGUAGUAAGCCGGAUGCACAUCAUACUGUGUUAUUGGUGGAGAAAGACGGCGUAA